This is a messenger RNA of Setaria italica (foxtail millet), 504 nucleotides long. RefSeq names its product putative invertase inhibitor. NCBI's taxonomy places the organism in Eukaryota, Viridiplantae, Streptophyta, Magnoliopsida, Poales, Poaceae. Gene Ontology annotation, molecular function: enzyme inhibitor activity. The record is from RefSeq and is a predicted model, not a curated record. Bases 1 to 474 code for a protein of 157 amino acids. The transcript has a single exon.
AUGCCCUGCGAGUCGUUGGAUAUCGUAACCGAUACCUGCGAGAGAUGCAGCAAGAGCGACCCAAAGGUGAACUACACCCUCUGCGUCUCGUCUCUUUCAGAGAGCAGCAGCCAGGAAGACCUCCACGGGCUCGCCAUGGUUUCAGCCAGGCUGGUGAGGUCGGGUGCGGUGACCAUGGAGACCAGGAUGGCCGAGCUGAGCAGGAAGGAGAGGCCAUGGUCCCCAAGGAGGUCCUGCCUGGAGGCAUGCACUGGAGUGUACCAUAACUCGCUCUACGACCUCGACACCUCCAUCGCAGCCAUAGACGAGAGAAGGUACGGCGAUGCCAAGACAUCCAUGAGCGCCGCCACCGAUGCGCCUGUCACCUGUGAGGAUGAAUUCAAGGAGCAGGGCUUAGAGCCACCCUUCAAGGCAGAGAGCAAACUCCUGUUCCAGCAGGCGGUCAUCUCCCUAGCCAUCAUCUCCCUACUAUGAUGUGUUUCAGAUCCAGUAUCAGCAUACUUG